Molecule: messenger RNA, 2678 nt
Organism: Aspergillus pseudonomiae
Lineage: Eukaryota; Fungi; Ascomycota; Eurotiomycetes; Eurotiales; Aspergillaceae
Product: kinase-like domain-containing protein
Exons: 2
Coding region: 355-2259 (634 amino acids)
Biological process (GO): peptidyl-threonine phosphorylation; peptidyl-serine phosphorylation
Molecular function (GO): ATP binding; protein serine/threonine kinase activity
Source: RefSeq, a predicted model, not a curated record
GCAGGCGGCAGCACCCCCGUCCCGCCUUUCUCUCAGUUUGUUAAGUUCUUUCACCCUUUCCUCUACAGCGUCUUCCACCCAGACGGUGGAGCAAUUCACCACCACCUGCGCCCAGUACUCCAAUUCUACCGGAUAUUUCUCCUCUUCCAACCAAACGGAGGCACUAACGUUGCCUUCGGUUCGUCUUGGACCUUCUUGAUAUUCUCUAUAUCUUUUCUUACUCUUCAUCCGUUAUACCUCAUCUCUCGAAUUAUUUAUAUUAUAUUCCUAUUCGCUUUCCUUGCCCGUCACCACCCAACCAAACCUCACUGACGUUCCACUCCAAGAACCAGCUCAACUUUUACAGCAUCCAGUAUGUACUGGCUUUAUUGUUUGCUUUUCCCAUUGGCGUGUUUAUUCUUGCUCCUUUCAUGGAAUUCGCGACGUAUCAAGGAUGGCCCUGGUCCCCAACCCAGCUCCCCAAAACGAUUUCCCGAGGCCGUGAGUCCACCCAUGUCCCGCGAAGGGUCUCACUCCAGCCAACACUCGUUUCCCAUUUUAUCUUCGACGUUGGACCGGAUACGAGAAUGCAUAAUCAAACUUGCGUUUAUUCCGCGAAGUUUUAUCGAUGCCGAGAUCAACGAAAAGGCCGUGCAAGACAUACUAGCUGAGAAAAGAAUCGAUAGUCGAGUCCCAAGAGCCAAGCUGGCAGAGAAGAUUGUCCAACGAGCUCAAAAGUUAUUCACAAUUCUGGUCAUGUCAAAAAAGGUGGACCAUAUAGAUACCUUCAUGGACCGAGGGAUACAAGAUAGCAAUCUCCCAUUCAAAUUGGACGGGAACGUCUUGCGAACCAGUCAAGGCCACGAGGUCCCGGUACCAGAAGAUUGGGACUAUGAAGACCUGGAAGCAUUAGAAUCAAAGCAGUGGCGUGUGCUCGUGCCGGUCUUUCGCCAAGGUGUUCAUUACGAUUUUCCAGAGCAGCAGAAGUUUCCUUUUGUGGGGAAAGAAUCUGCGAAGUCUACUGAAGGUGGGUACGGAAGAGUCUCCUGUGAACGCAUCCAUGCCGACCAUCACAACUUCUGUGAACCCCCUGACAGUAAGAGCCAAGGGUGUAGAGUUGCAGUCAAGAAACUCAUCCGGCAAGAUAUAACUCUGUUCCAGAGAGAAAAAGAAUUCCUUGAGGCCCUGGGUUCAGCUGAUCCCCAUCCACACCUGAUCAAUCUUUUAUGCACCUAUAGCUUCCUGGGAGAUAACCACCUGGUGUUCCCUUGGGCGGACGAGAACCUUCGAGAAUACUGGAAGCGGACUAAGCUACCCCAGUGGAACAGCCAGAAUAUCCUGUGGUGGAUCAAGCAGGUGGUCGGAAUCGCGAGUGGAUUAUCUGUGAUACACAAGCUACCCCAGGCGGGUAAAACAUCUAGUAAGACGCUUUAUGGACGACAUGGUGAUCUGAAACCUGAGAACAUCAUAUGGUUCAAGAAGCGUCCUGGGUGCACAGAUCAAAACGGUAUACUCAUGAUUGCCGAUCUAGGGCUAGCGAAACUUCACCGAUUUGAGUCCAAGUCGAAUGAUCUAGAUGCAGCCUUCCCUCAGACCUAUUCACCUCCUCGCCGUCCUGGAGAGUUCAUAAACCGAGCCUUCGACAUCUGGGGUCUCGGGUGUCUAUAUUUGGAGCUCGCUACCUACAUCAUAUGCGGGGAGAAGGCCAUCGGAGAAUUUGCAGAACUUCGGGGAUCCGACGACCCCAACUACAUUAUCAAUACAGAUUGCUUCUACAGCGUAGAUCAAACAAGAGUCCGUCCAUCUAUAGAUGCAUGGGUGAGGAGGUUGAAGACGAGCCCACGGUGCUCCCCCGUGUUUUCUGACUUGCUGGAUUUGAUCAUGUCUCGCAUGAUCCGCAUUGAAUCGCGCGAGCGAAGCAGCGCUCAAACAGUCUACCGGAAAUUGGACAAGAUGUACAAAAAGGCUAAAUCAGACCCGCAAUACCUUCUGGGUAGUUACGAGAUGUUGCCGCAGCAGGAGUUGGAUGACUCCCAGGAACCCACCCUCGAAGCAUCACCUUCUGCUCAAAAUGUGUCUCACGGCUCCAGCUCGACCUACUUCACCUCCAAAGCACACGGUCUAGGUGACGCUGUCCACAAUGCGCGACCCCUGCGCUUGAACAAGUUCGGUCCCGAUCUGCAGUCCAAACUGGUUGUUGACAGUGAUGAUUCGUGGUCCAUGAGUGAUUUGGGCCUGCCAAGGAGCAGGGGGACAUGGCCCCAAGUCGGCAGCAGUUGACCCUGCUGUAGUCAGCUUUGCUCCUAUCAAGAUGGGUAAUCAUUGUUUUGGAUUUAACUACCCUUGGUGCCUUUUCUUUAUUCCCUCUUUCUUUCUAAAUCCAUCUUGAUUAUGCUUGGGUCAGAUGUAGAAGAACUAUAUGUGUGUAUUAUCUUUGACAUGGGCGUAUAUUUGUGGAUAAUUAUAUGUUUGGGGGGCUUUGAUGGUGUUGGCAAAUGUAUCAUUGGGAAUGGAGAACUAUAGACCAGACAUGAUGAAGUCGACGAUCGUUAUCAGACAUGUCACUAGCAAUCAUAUCUUCGUGAAUUUCCACGAAAUGUUUAUGUCAGAAUGUGGGUUCGGCAAGGCAGGAUACGGGUCAAGCUGUAUAAAAAUAGAUAGAUAGACAAUUCGUAACUCGAAGAGCUACAACAGGACCG